AUGAUGCUACGGCCAAGAAAAGAAGAAGGUUUCGAUGGAGUAGAGAUUCAUGGUGUUCAUGGCUAUCUAAUAGACCAGUUCAUGAAGGACACGGUGAAUGACAAAACAGACGAAUACGGUGGAUCAUUGGAAAAACGUUGCAAAUUCGCUCUAGAUUUAGUCGAAGCACUGGCCAACGAGCAACGAGAUUGGACCAAACCGUGUUGGAAUCAGGCUGUCUCCGGGACUUUCAUCUCCGCUGGAGGUUACACGAAAGAAGACGGUGAUAAGGCAGUGGCAGAGGGACGAACCGAUCUGGUGGCUUACGGUCGGUGGUUUCUUCGAAGUGGAUGCACCGUUAAUCAAAUAGGAUAG
Molecule: messenger RNA, 354 nt
Organism: Microthlaspi erraticum
Lineage: Eukaryota; Viridiplantae; Streptophyta; Magnoliopsida; Brassicales; Brassicaceae
Source: the annotation of a GenBank genome assembly